Molecule: messenger RNA, 5415 nt
Organism: Bolinopsis microptera
Lineage: Eukaryota; Metazoa; Ctenophora; Tentaculata; Lobata; Bolinopsidae
Product: partitioning defective 3 homolog
Exons: 15
Coding region: 1061-4732 (1223 amino acids)
Biological process (GO): establishment of cell polarity; establishment of centrosome localization; establishment or maintenance of epithelial cell apical/basal polarity
Cellular component (GO): cell cortex; adherens junction; apical plasma membrane
Molecular function (GO): phosphatidylinositol binding; protein binding
Source: RefSeq, a predicted model, not a curated record
AGAGGAGCCCGGGCUGGAGAGUUGUAGAAACUGACAACACACUACCAUUGCCUUUGUAUUGUCGCGUGUGCUCCUCAGUCCAUUAACUCCGUGUAGUUUCUGUGUGCUGUUUAAUGAACUGUUCGAGUUUUUGUGUUGCGUUGUGAUAAUAUAACACUCUGUAAAGUUGUGUUUUAGCAGUUGUUGUGGCUCUUGUUUACAAUUGAACAGAUUGGAUUGAUUCCAGAAGAGUUCAUGAAGCUUAAGGGAAGAUUGAAGUAAGAAGAACGAUUGCCAGCUGCUGACGAGAAGCUGCUUUGUGUUGGUGAUGUUAGAAAAUGGAUGAUUUGAUAAUUGAAGAAGAAGAAGACCUGGACUUUGUGACGUAUUGCAGUAACGUCGAAUCUCAAGAUGAACUAUACAGAACGUUCAUAAAACUGUGUGCCUUUUCACCAGCUCCAUCAAGAAGGUCAGAACUAAUACUACCGCUUAGCAGAGAAGAAGAUCUCAUCUCUCUGCCAGAAGAAUCAGAACCACAGAUACUCCCUGGCAACAAAUCAGAACACCAGGAGGACCCACAGAGAGGAGAAGACUCACCAGACGUUGACCUGGUAACAGUGUUUCCAGCUAACAGAGAUCUUCCGUCUCUUCUCCAACCUCUACGGUUGUACCUAGGUCUUGUCUCCCUACUCCAACCUCCUUCACCAGUGACAGGACUCUCCAUAUCCCAUCAUCUCCCCUUACUUUAGAUCAGAUACACACUUCCCUCCUCUCCACUUCAGAUCCAGAGAGUCCUCCUCCUCCGCUUCCUCCUCCUCCUCCUCCUUCAGAACCAGAAAGUCCUCCUCCCCCACUUCCUCCACCCCCUAUAUAUCAGAAUAUCAUAAAUCUCAGAACACCACAAAUACCAGAGAGGAUCCCUCUACCUCCUCACAACCACUCAGAACCACCUCCUUCUAAACCACCUCGACCCAGUAACUGGGUCUCACUACAGAACCUGGCCAUACCAGAGUCAUCCCCUGCAGCACCUACUUCGGAUCCAAACACCAGCGGUACCCUCACAAGGAACCUCAACAAAAACAUGCCCGUGAAAACAUACGCCCUGAAGGACAAGUCCCUGGUAAAGUCCCCGUUAGGUGGUUCACAACAAACCCUUUUAGGCUCCCCACUUUUAGGCUCCCAACAAUCUCUCUGUCUCUCACCAGCCUUAUUCUUGAGAAGGACUAGUUGCCAGGCUGCCAUCACCAGUCCUGUGCCGAGACUCCGGGGGCUCAGAAGUGAGAUGGGUCCUGAUGCCAGUAAUUCCUACUCCAUGGUCAAUUUUUCGGAGCUGCCUUCUUGUGGCGACAGCACCCUCUCCUCCAAGGACCCUAAUGAGAAGAUAUGUGUACACAAUAUACACUCGGAGGCAGGGAUACUGGACCUGGAUGACGCUCUGUCGGACGUUGUGGCUGAUAAGGAUGUUUUAGUAGCAGAGUUUGAGGAAGAGACUCCCUACACCGCCGCCCCACCCCCCGAGAUACGCAACAUCUUCAACCAAGUAGCGGGUGAGAGCUCCGCAGCUGGGAGUGACAAGAGUGCAGAGCGCACCAAACCUCAGAAUAUUAACGGUAUUUUGGAUGGAUACAUGAGUGGAGACACCACCGCCCUACCUCCAGAUAUACGGAACAACAACAACAACAUCAACGACAGCAGCUACUUCUCCAUUUCCAACGACAAGGAGAGGAUGGCCUGGAUUGACAGAUGGGUCCAGGAUGGUGAUCCCAGUUCUCCUGGACCUCCCUCUCGCUCCUCCCCGACUCCAGGUCGAGAGCAAGACAGCAGUCGUCCAGUACAACCGAGCAGCAGUCACCGCUCACCUCAGGGCAGUCAUCAGUCCCCUCGUAGCAGUCAGCAGUCAUCUGAUCGGGCUGUGGAGAGGAAGAUAGACGGCUCUAUCCCUGAGCGUGGAAUAGAAGCUUCUAGAAACAGAAAGCCGGUAUCAGAGAGGGAGAUAGGAGGUGCGGAGAGAGGGAUUGAUAGUGUGCCCCAGGAAAGGGGUAUAGAUACUCCUCGGGGAGAGCGUGGUAUUGAUAGUAAUGUAAAGGUGGAGGAUGAAGGACCAGAGCGGGGUAUUGGAGUUCCUAGUACUCUGGGGGAGACUACAUCGUCCACUGGGGCAGGAGACACGCUCAAGGUGGAGAUUAAAAAGGAUAACCUACCGUUAGGAUGCAAUGUCCGGCAUAUUGAUGGCAGGUCGCCUGGUCUCUACAUAAUGUCAAUAGAAGAGGGAAGUGCAGCGGAGAAGGAUGGGAGACUCAAGCUGGGAGAUAAGAUUCUUGAAGUUAACGGGGUUGACUUGUCCGUUAUGCCGAUGGUCAGUGUUUUGGACGUGUACAACGAAAUGACGACAACAGCUCAAGUUAGAUUGGCUAUUCAGAGACAGCCCCCAGGCUCCGUCUCGCCUGCAGCCGCUGCAGUAGAAUCCUGUCCGGACAAUCUUGAGGACUCGUCGCAGACCACCAGGGACUCAUUCGAAAUAACCCUGUUCAAAGGUCAGAAAGGAUUGGGAUUUACUAUAGCAACCCGUGAAUACACCACUUGUCCGGGAUUCAGUCCACUGUUUGUCAAGACAGUACACAGACAUGGGGCAGCUGCGGUUGACGGCAGGAUGAAAUCUAACGAUGUCCUGCUCAAGGUGAACGGUAAAAGUGUGGUCGGAAUGCCCCAGCAAGCUGUGGUCGCCAUGAUCCGGGAACUGAAGGGAAAUAUACAACUAACCCUACAGCGCCACACCACCGACUUGCCGGCGUCAGACGUACAAACAUCUCCACCCCGAGAACCCAUCCCACCUCCCCAACCACCACCUCCAAAACCUCUCCAACCCACUUCUUCUCGAACUAGGCUUUCCCUGGAUAUACCACUAGUUGCUCCAGAUGGAAGACCUGUUGGACUGGGAAUCAGCGUCAAGGGAAAGAGUACGAGUAUUAAACCUAGGCGUGAUUAUGGGAUAUUCAUCAAGUCUAUCCUGAAAGGUGGAGCUGCUGACUUGGACGGUAGAGUGAAAGUAGACGAUCAGCUGAUAGCAGCUGAUGGACAAAUUUUCAAGGGUUUAACUAACAAAGAGGCAGUGCAAAGUCUCAAACAGGCUCUGGAAAGGUCCGGCAAGUUGCCAAGUCUCUCACUUAUAGUCUCAAGGAAGGAUUGUUUGAAUAUGUCUGCUGAGCGGAGAACUGCCAAACCGUACUCCUCGUUCAAGGACAGUAACCAGGAGAUGAUGAACCCCAGCUCUUUAGCAUCGGAUCCUAACAAGUACCGUGCUCUCUCCCUCUCCUCUCCUAACCUCGGUCGCAAGAAGAAACAUAAACAGCAAGUUGAGUUUGACGGAGGAAGGGGAGUUGCAUUCAGUGAAGAUAUACAGAGCAUACCCCAAGCUGGAGACUUUCUGGAGUCCGACGAGGAUGUGGUAUUUGUUGGACAUCUGGGAGAACAAGCUGAUCCUUUCAACAGGGAUCACCUCUUUAGGAAGAGCAUGAAGAAGAUAGACCACGGUCCCAUCACCCCAAACACACUGUUACGGAGAGCAUCAUCGCAUGACUCACUUGCACGACCAAACAAAGAGGAAUUCGCUCCUAUUUUAAAGAAGGGUGUGUCUCAGGAGAGUGUCUUCUCCGGGAAGGACACGGAUCCAGUUUACGACACCCUCCAUGACGAAACACAGAGGGGACCGCCAAAGAUAAACGACAGUCUUAUUAUCGCUCUACAGAAUGGAAAAGCUCCUACACCAACAGUAGAUGACUCUGCCAACACCAGCCCAGCUUCUGAAGAUAAACCUAAAUCUAAAAACUUCCUGAACUUUUUCUCCAAAAAGGGAAACAAGAAAAAGGACGAACCUAAAGUGCCCCUUCUGGAACCGGCCAUACUAGGGGAUGUACCCCGGAGUAAGGGUCAAAGUUUGGCUGCUCCUGAUUGGGAUCCUUCCUUCAACAGUUCUCCUAUGGCUCCGGAAGGUCAUCCUUGUAACAAACCCUCUGGAGCUAGAAUUGAUCGUGACUUCUCCACUCCGUCUCGCGCGAACGUACGUGGAGUUGAGAGGGAGCAACCUCGAGCGCCAGGUAGCAGAGGGAAUGUUAUGGACAAUAGUGUGGAUCACAAACGUAGCAAGAGUAGCGACUUCUUCAGGGACAAGGAGACGGCUGACCGAAAUGGUGGCUUCAUCGAACAUAGGUUACCCACUACUCCUAGAGAACGGGACCUCAACAUGUCUCGGGGACCAGAUAGGCACUCUAACAGAUCUUCCAACAGCGGAGGAGAAAGAAAAAGAGGAGACAGACCUCCCGGUCAUAACAAUUAUCCCUCUCGAGACUACCCUGUCAGAGACCCAUCCAGGGAUCACCCGGUCAGAGAUCAUCCUGUGCGAGAACACGCGCGUGAUCACCCCACCCGCGAGCACUCACGUGAUCAUCUGCCGCGUGACUCCUCACGCGACCCGCGGGACAACUCUCGUGAUCCUCGAGAAGCGAGGGAUAGACGAUAUAUGGAAACUGUUCACUAUCGGUACGGUAGGGGCAGCCCUCAUCACAACCCUCCUCCACCCUUCUACUUAGAUCAGCAGCAAGACCCUGGUUUCUAUCCUGACCCUCGUUUCGCUGGUUCGAAUACGUCUCUCAACAAACGUCCCGAUCCUCGACCUCCUCAAUAUCAACCGAUGAUACCACACCCCAUUUCUCAUCUGCAAGGUAGGCAUACUCCUGAGCAGCUGUCAGAUGUGUAGAUCUAUCUUUUUAUUCAGAACUCUCAGAAACUUUGAAGUUUUUAUCCGUAAAUUUAUAAAAUUGAGAAUAUUUCUGUUUUCCUGUUGCAAAAUUAAAUUUUUUGAAGUUUAAAUUAUUGCCGUCAAUGUCGUGCGGCUGUAAAAGAGUCUUCGGCUUUUAAAUCAGAAUUCAGAUGGACGUGUUUACUGUUUAGCUUAUAGCUUAGAAUUUUAAACAAUAUUAUAUAAGAAUGCCAUCAGUUUUGUUGAUGAGGUUUCAGAAGUUUCCUCUCAAUGAAAUAUCACGUGUUUAUACACAAAUACGUGUCCACUAUCGAGGCCACUCUUUUGUCACAUUGUCUUGUGACAAGAUGUCAGGAUUAGAUCUGCUUAUUAAAUCUAGUAAUACCAGAUGUGAGUUUACUUCUGCGGCACAGAUAAUAUCUCUUUCAAAUCUCGAUAAAAUGGUUGGUUGUAUUUUACUCCAAAUGGACGGGUAACAGCUAAUUUUUAUUUUGUAACAACUGUGUUAUCAAAUAAGCAUGCGAAAUGGACCGACCAAUUUUCUGGACCAAAGUUUAUAAACGAAAGUAGCAUAAUAAUAUUCGGGAGAAGUUUUAUGUUGAUGUAGUUUUUGUAAUGAGUUUGACAAUAGUAAAUUGAAUGAUUAUAUUUUGCUAAAUAAACCAUAUUUUCUAUGACAA